Daucus carota subsp. sativus is the source of this 3052-nucleotide messenger RNA. RefSeq names its product two-component response regulator-like APRR7. Lineage: Eukaryota; Viridiplantae; Streptophyta; Magnoliopsida; Apiales; Apiaceae. The transcript is spliced from 8 exons. The record is from RefSeq and is a predicted model, not a curated record. Bases 617 to 2767 code for a protein of 716 amino acids. Gene Ontology annotation, biological process: cytokinin-activated signaling pathway; phosphorelay signal transduction system.
GUAGUGGAAGAUAGGUACUAAAAAUAGAAAAAAAGGUGAUGACCGGCUGCUGUCCUGUCCACAAACACAGUAGAUGUGUUUCUCAAUCAGUCUCACCUGUAUCUGUGUAUCUUGUACUGUUCUGUUGAUAUUUUUCUUGGCUCCAGAUUAUUCAGUCCACGUGGACUUUUCUUCACACGUGGCUCUCUACACACCUACAGUUUUGCCACCUCAUCUUCAUCCCCCCUUCUCCUGCAUAGCUCAGUAGUUAACUCAACACAACACAUAAGUCUCAUAAGAGUUGUCUGCUUGUUAAUUUGGUAUGGAUAGCUUUUGUUUCAAGAGUUUUUGUUAAUAUGUGUUUUUCUAUUAUGAUUGCAGCUUAUGAUUGAUGUAUUGAGAUCCUAGGCAAGUUGUUAUAAGCAUCAGGUUCAUUCAUCUGCUAAUUUUACUUUAACAUAAUUGUUGGAUUAUGAUUUCUGAUUCUAUCGUUUAGUGUUUACUGCAUAUUGUUGUAGGGGUUAGAGGGAUUUUUUAACCUUAUAUAGUUACGCUGUGUUCCCGAGUUCAAGAAAAAAAAGAAAAUAGCGGAAAAUUGAUUCAUCGAUCUGUUAAGAGAGAACUGUUUGUUAGUUUUAUGAUGGCAAUUGAUGGGAAUGAAAAGCGGGAUAUUGGUUUAGAAGGAGCAAAUGGUCCCUUGCAAAAUGUGGCUGCUAUAAAUGAAGCUGGAAAUUUGGGGGAGGGGAUGAGUGAUUCGGGAGGUGAUGGGUUGAGGUUAAAACCAGAUAAGAAUGUGAAGCAUGAUUGUGAAGAGGCUUUGCAAUUGCAACAACAGAGAUCACAAGGCUCAAUGGUUCAUUGGCAGACGUUUCUUCAUGUUAGUUCCAUUAAGGUCUUGCUGGUGGAAAACGAUGAUUCUACUCGUCAUGUUGUUGCUGCAUUGCUUCGUAAUCUCAAUUAUGAAGUAAUUGUAGCAGCUAAUGGAUUGCAAGCUUGGAGGAUUUUAGAAGAUCUAUCCAAUCACAUUGAUGUUGUUUUAACUGAGGUAGUAAUGCCCUGUUUAUCUGGGGUAGCUCUUCUGUGCAAAAUCAUGAGUCAUAAGACUCGUAAGACUGUCCCUGUGAUUAUGAUGUCAUCUCAUGAUUCAAUGGGUUUGGUUUUUAAGUGCUUGUCAAAAGGUGCAGUUGAUUUUCUAGGUAAGCCUAUUCGAAAAAAUGAGCUAAAAAAUCUCUGGCAGCAUGUGUGGAGGAGGUGCUACAGUUCUAGUGGUAGCGGGUGUGAAAGUCGUACACAUACUCAAUUAUCGGUGAAAUCAAAAAGUGGCAUAAAGUAUGACAAAAACAACAGCAGCGAUGAAAAUCUGAACACUGGUUUAAAGAUUGGCGCAUCUAAUGAAGACAGUGACAGUCAGAGUUCUUGGACAAAAGAAGUUGAUAGCUCCCAAGCUGUGUCUUCAAAGGAUCAAAUAACGAAGCGUUCAGACAGUAGUGCCCAACUAUGCUCAAGAGCUGAACCUUCUACUAAGUUUCCUGCGACUGAACCUAAACAAUAUCAAGGAAUUGAUGAUGUUCACCAUGGAGAAGACUUGGUACUUGGCCAGCCUAAAACUCGCGAGCUUCAACUGAACAGUAAAGUGGAGGUUCCAUUCGAACUUUUAAAUACAAACAGGAUCAUUGAUUCAAAACUUGAUCUUGAUUCAAACAAGACGAGUAGAGCUAACAAUCAGGCAAACCACAGUCUGUUCAAUAAGGAUAAGACAAUCACUGCCAGAAUACCUUCUCCUCAUACGGCAAGUAAAGAUCAUGCUAAAUCUUCCGAGGUAAAUAUUAAGGCUUUUGAUGAUUCUAAAGUUAAAGCAGAGAUUGCACAUAACUUAAAGAGGCUCAGAGUUGCUAAAGAUAGUGGGCAAGCAAUUUCAACUGAACGCAAUGUUAUAAGAUGCUCGGACCUUUCCACCUUUUCGAGGUCUAAAUGGUACAACACAACCUCAACUGAUUGUAAGACGUCCAAUGUGAUCGAUGUAAGCGGUUCUCUUGAAGCGAUUAAAGAUAAAUCUGACAUCCGAACAUAUUCAAACAGAAAUACUUUGUGUCCAAGUUCAGAGGAGAUCAAGAAAAAAGUAGAUAUCGAUUUAAUCACUGACAAAUUAUCUAUCAAUCCAGCAGCAGUCUCGAAAGAUACAGUGGAUACAACAUCAAACAAGUUAAAAGCAACACCAGCAAUCAAUGAUUUGAACUUAACUUCUGUUUUUGCACCAACUGGACUGGACCUUAAUUGUCCCCCUCAGCAAGUCAUACUGGUUAAAACUGAUGACUUGGCGUCCCAGGCAUUACUGAGCCCCAUUAGAGGCUCACCAUCUGAGCCUACGGUCCAGCAUAUUCAUCAUCACCACCACCAUGUGCAUCAUUUCCACAGCCUUGACAGAGAACAGCCACUAUCUAACCUUGAGAAACUGCCAUCUAAGAAGCCUGAAGUAUCUCCACAAUCGAGGUCAUUGAAUGUUAUUGUCGGAUCUGUUGAAGGUAAUACUGGAAUUUGCAGCUUGAACAAGCGUGGUUCAGGCAGCAAGUACGGAAGUAAUGGUCAGAAUGGAAGCAGCACCGUUGUGCAUGCUGGAGGGACAAAUGCAGAAAGUGAAGCUUACAUAAAAGGAAAUAGCGAAAAUGGUGAUGCUAGUGGCAGUGCUAACAGGAACAGAAUAGAUUCCUUGACCAAAUUUCGGCACAAAAAGGAACGUCGAUUCGACAACAAGGCCCGAAGCCGGAACAAGAAGAGACCAGCAGAGUAAUAUCCAUGUCUCUAAGGACAAUGUGGAGUUCCCUUAUCGUAUAGCUAUGCAAGAAAGUUAUUCAGAGUAGCCAGGUAGACGUUCUUCGUGAUGCAACUUGGAGAAAUUGACAGUAGCCUGUGAUGCUUUUAAUAGACAGAGACUUAAAAACCUUACUAUACCUGAUUAUUUCCGAUACUUAAUUUGUGUUUGGGGGAUCAUGACAUUUGAAACAUUGCUUCUAUAUGUAAUCGCAAUUUCACUAUUGUGUAUGAGUAACACGUACUGUUGUAAAUUUACAAGAUA